CACUUCAGGGAUUGAGAAAACAAGCAUAAGCAGUUUUCUCCUUAAUUCUGACUCACUUUGUUCUUUGUCUUUCUAUCUAUCCAUCUUCUCAGCUUGAAGCCAUGGCUGAGAAUCAUGCAACUAAUGGAAACCAUGUUCUCAAUGUUGAACAUGACAGUCCUUCCAAAACCAACCAAGAAUCAAGCAGCAGCUUUCUCUGUGUACCCUUUAUGCAGAAGGUCAUUGCUGAGGUGUUGGGGACAUAUUUCUUGAUAUUUGCUGGUUGUGGGGCAGUGGUGGUGAAUUUGAACACAGACAAAACAGUGUCGUUUCCGGGGAUUGCAAUUGUUUGGGGACUUGUUGUGAUGGUCAUGAUUUACUCUGUUGGUCACAUCUCCGGUGCCCAUUUCAAUCCUGCUGUCACUAUUGCUUUUGCUACUACUAAGAGGUUUCCAUGGAAACAGGUACCCCCUUAUGUUGUUGCUCAAGUCCUUGGAUCAACGCUCGCAAGUGGUACCCUUAGGCUUAUAUUUAACAACCAUCAAGACCACUUUGCAGGAACAAGUCCUAAGGGAACUCCUCUGCAGUCUUUCGUGAUUGAGUUCAUCAUCACAUUUUACCUCAUGUUUGUUGUUUCUGGUGUGGCCACUGAUAACAGAGCGAUUGGAGAGCUGGCAGGGCUUGCAGUUGGCUCCACUGUUCUUCUGAAUGUGAUGUUUGCAGGGCCAAUUUCAGGAGCAUCAAUGAACCCAGCAAGAAGCUUAGGCCCUGCAAUAGUGUCAAGCCAUUACAAAAACCUGUGGAUUUACCUUGUGGCACCAACUCUUGGAGCUGUAUGUGGUGCCUUGGUGUACAAUGUUAUCAGAUUUACGGAUAAGCCACUGCGAGAGCUCACCAAGAGUGGAUCUUUCUUGAAAGGCGCUGGCCGCACCUGAUGCCGCACCUGAUUGAUGAAAAUAGAAGAAGAGGGAAUUGCUAUAUACAUACAAGACAUUCCCUAACUAUGUAUCUAGUUUAUACUAAAUUGUGGAUUAGAGAGAAGAGAGGUAAGGAUCAAAGACCCUGUAUGCACCAAAGUGUGUUGAUAAGGCUAAAAAGGGAAAAAAUGAACUCAUGUUUGAAUGUUACCA
Molecule: messenger RNA, 1109 nt
Organism: Fragaria vesca subsp. vesca
Lineage: Eukaryota; Viridiplantae; Streptophyta; Magnoliopsida; Rosales; Rosaceae
Product: aquaporin NIP1-2-like
Exons: 5
Coding region: 102-914 (270 amino acids)
Biological process (GO): transmembrane transport
Cellular component (GO): membrane
Molecular function (GO): channel activity
Source: RefSeq, a predicted model, not a curated record